UUAAAUAGGUGGAGACUGUCUGACUUCUUCCCCUCGUGGAUGAUCUUGCCAGCGAAUCGACUCAGCCAUGUCAUACGGUGCGGGUUUUGGGGAUCCUAAUCAACUGGCCCAACGUAUAACUUCCAACAUCCAGAAGAUCACACAAUGCUCUGCCGAAAUCCAAAGGAUACUCCAUCAGCUUGGAACACCACAAGACACGCCGGAGCUGAGGCAGCAGCUGCAGCAGAAGCAGCAAUACACUAACCAGCUUGCCAAAGAAACCGACAAAUACAUUAAAGAGUUUGGAUCUCUGCCUGCAACAACUGAACAGCGUCAAAGAAAAAUACAGAAAGACCGACUUGUGGGGGAGUUCACCACAGCACUAACAAACUUCCAACGACUCCAAAGGCAAGCUGCUGAGAAAGAGAAAGACUUUGUAGCCAGAGUAAGAGCCAGUUCAAGGGUAUCUGGUGGUGCUGCUGAAGAUGGCUACAAAGAAGGAACACUUGUCUCUUGGGACAGUCAACCACAAGCACAAGUGCAAGAUGAGGAAAUUACAGAGGAUGACCUCCGUCUCAUUGAGGAGAGGGAAUCUUCCAUUAGGCAGCUUGAGGUAAGCACAAGUGGUUUCACAGCAGA
This is a messenger RNA of Calidris pugnax (ruff), 618 nucleotides long. RefSeq names its product syntaxin-7-like. NCBI's taxonomy places the organism in Eukaryota, Metazoa, Chordata, Aves, Charadriiformes, Scolopacidae. The annotation marks the transcript as partial. Gene Ontology annotation, cellular component: membrane; synaptic vesicle; endomembrane system. Gene Ontology annotation, molecular function: SNAP receptor activity; SNARE binding. The transcript is spliced from 6 exons. Gene Ontology annotation, biological process: intracellular protein transport; vesicle fusion; vesicle-mediated transport. The record is from RefSeq and is a predicted model, not a curated record.